AGUAUACCGGCACUGGACGCAGCUGACCGAUAAGAAAACCAAAAUGAGGCGUGAUAAUGGAAGACUGUGGGGAAAAUUACACGACGGAAAAUUUGAGGUGCGCAGUGUCACCAAAUCCGAUCUGGGAGAGGCGCUAGAUGUUCUCGACCACUCCUUCUUUCUUAAUGAAUCGGUGUGCGUUGCAUGUGAAAUUAAUUUACCGGAAAAUCAACAAGCUCGUCUGGAGUUGCGUGAGCUGUGCAGGAUAACCGCUCUUGAUGGUGUUUCUCUGUUGGUCAAAGAGGUGGAGACUAAUCGAGUGGUGUCCGUGUCCUUCAAUAAACUUCAGUUCACACCACCGCCUGGCGAGGAUCACUUCUUUUUAAAAUUCCGCAAUGAGGCGGCCAAAACUCCUCAGGCCAGGUGUCUAAUGGACUUCAUGAUCGAAGUGGACGGCAGAAUCGAUGUGUGCGCCAUGAACAACAUGGAUUGCUUCUGUGAACUGAUGUUCCUGGCCACUUUGCCGAGCCACGAGCGGCUGGGGUUGGGACGCUCUUUGGCCCAGUUCACGAUAGAACUGACUAAGGAGCUGGCUGAGGGAAAAGGUCUGGAUAUGGAUGAAAAGCUGAGAUCAAAACGCCCAGCCGCUGUCACCGCACUUUGGACUUCGAGUUUCUCUCAGAAAGUGGGCAAAGCCACCAACUUUAAAGUACUUAACGCGGUUCCCUAUUCUGAAUUCGAAUACAACGGCAAGCGCUUCGAUGAGCGCAUUAGUCCCUUGCACAAAUUCUGCGAGCAUGUCAUAUUUAAAUUUUGAAACCGAACAGAUUAUUAAGUAAAAGAUUAGUUGUGCGUCGGCCAGCGAUACAAUCCGGAGCAAAUGCUUGGAAGGCAACUUUGCAAGAAACGUGUACAACGUGUUCUGUAUAUAUUUUAUUUUUGAUUUUUUAAUUCUUUCCUGUGUGGUACUAUUAUAAUAAUAUGUUACAUGCUUUAAGUUAA
Molecule: messenger RNA, 981 nt
Organism: Drosophila biarmipes
Lineage: Eukaryota; Metazoa; Arthropoda; Insecta; Diptera; Drosophilidae
Exons: 4
Coding region: 44-796 (250 amino acids)
Molecular function (GO): N-acetyltransferase activity
Source: RefSeq, a predicted model, not a curated record